ACAGGAGUGAAACUCCAUCUCCAAAAAAAAAAAAGAGUGAGUCUCAUGGUUUGGAAAUUAUAUAUCAAUUAAAAAAUCCACUUCAGCUAGCUUAAGAAAAAAUUUAAAAAGAUAUUGGUGACUCAUUGAAACUCCAGUAGGAAUAGAGAGAGAGCCAGGUUUAUAGGCCAUGUGGCUGGGCACAAGCUCCAGGUUACCCUGUAGGGGUUUCUCCUGCCACUGCCUGAGCACAUAUCUGGCAACUUGCAACACUAAAUACUGAGCAUAGGAUGCUGCUAGUUCUCUUGUCCCUGGUGCCUCUGAAACAAGCUAUCUUCCCAACAUCCUGGAUUUUACCUGUUACCUCCUUAUCUAUACCUUCUUCUGGAUCUAAGUCAGUCACGGGAAUCUCUCAUUCACAAAGCUCCAGCCACUUAUCUCUACCUUGGCUGAAAAGGAGGCCGUGAAAGAGAAUUUCUAGCUGUUUCUUUGGGGAGGCAGAAUUUGGAAAGAAAUUCCUUAAUGUAAGUAAGUAUUUUUUUUCUUUUUAAAGAUCCUCUGUUUUUAAUUUUUUUCAACUUAUAUUUUAGAUUCAGGGUCUAAGAUUCAGGGUACAUAUACAGGUUUGUUUCAAGGUUAUAUUGUGUGAUGCUGAGGUGUGGGGUGUGAGUGAACCUGUCACCUAGGUAGUGAGUAUAGUACCCAAUAGGUAGGUUUUUGACCCUUUUCUCCCUCCCCACCUCUCCCUUCUUAGCAAGAGGUUUUGAAAGAUGCUGAGCCAUUGAAGAACAUGACAAAUAUCCACUAGAGGUGUCUUCACACUUCAGGUUUGUGUAAUUUCUAUUUUAAUGGUACUUCACUUAUUUAGAAUAAUUGGUGGAAAGGAUCAUUUGAAUUAAUAAAGAGCUGAGUUAUGCCAAGAGAGCUCUGGACAAUGAAAAUGGAGAAAAGAACAAAGUGGUAAACAGAGAGCUAAUCCUUCUUUUGCUUUGUAUUAAACAAGUGACUAUAUAUUUAAAAAGAACUACAUAUAUUAGACAGAGUGCUAAGUACAGGAGAUACAACAAUGAAGAAGAUAGACAAGACCCUAGCUCUUGAUCCCUUUAGGCUACAUGGACAGACAAGGAAGCAUAACGUGACAAGCAAAGUAAUUAGAUAUGAAUAGGGACACAGAGGAGGGACAACAAUUAAAAAAAAAACCCACCUUCCCUUUUUAUUAACAAGUUGAGCUUUCAUUCUGUGUCACAUGGAGAUCCAGGGUUCCUCUAUGAUCUAUUGAAAUAUGCACUCCCCUCCACCAUUUGCUGUCAACUUUAUAGGGCAAUAAAUUAAUUGUGGCAGAAGCUGGCUACCUCUGCCCAGUUACCUUUGCUCAGUGCUCCCUAUGAAUCACUGAGGGAGAGACACGGCUAGAGAGAAACGAGGUGAUGAGAUGGCGAGGAAGCUCAGUGUAUUGGAAGUCCUUCUGAUCAUCUUCUGCCUAAUUGUGGUGGCUGUAGAUAUCCUCUUGUUGCUUCUUGUAUUGGAGGAACCUUCAGAUACUUCAUUUACUCCAGAGUGUCCAGAGAUUGACCAGUCGGACAGGAUAGACUGCACACCUGGCCAGGCGGUGACAGAGGAUACCUGCAGAUGGAAAUAUAAGUGCUGCUGGUUGCCUGUGGCAGAUGCCAAUGUCCCUAGGUGCUUCUUCCCUAGGAACUGGGGCUAUGAAGCCAGCAAUGGCCAUACAAAUACAAGCACAGGAUUUACUGCCCAGUUGAAAAGGUUGCCAUCCCCAUCUCUGUUUGGAAAUGAUGUCACCACCACCCUUUUCACAGCUGAAUAUCAGACAUCCAAUCGGUUUCAUUUUAAGAUCACUGACUUUAAUAACAUACGCUAUGAAGUUUCCCAUGAAAAUAUUGACACAGUUAAUAGCACUGCUAAUGCCACCAAUUUGAGCUAUUACGUGGAGGCUACUGAUAAACCUUUCAGCAUCAAAAUAAUGAGGACAAGCAACAGAAGAGUCUUGUUGGACACAAGCAUUGGGCCCCUCCAGUUUGCCCAGCAGUACCUGCAGCUGUCUUUCCGACUGCCCAGUGCCAAUGUGUAUGGACUGGGAGAACAUGUGCACCAGCAGUACCUCCACAACAUGACCUGGAAGACCUGGCCCAUCUUCACCCGGGAUGCCACCCCCACUGAGGGCAUGAUUAAUCUGUACGGAGCUCAUACAUUCUUCUUAUGCCUUGAAGACGCCAGUGGCUCCUCUUUUGGAGUGUUUCUGUUGAACAGCAAUGCCAUGGAGGUUACUCUUCAGCCAGCUCCUGCAAUCACUUACCGCACAAUUGGGGGCGUUCUUGACUUUUAUGUAUUCCUAGGAAACACUCCAGAACAAGUGGUUCAGGAAUACUUGGAGCUUGUUGGACGGCCAUUCUUGCCUUCCUAUUGGAGUCUUGGGUUCCAGCUUAGUCGCAGGGAUUAUGGUGGCAUCAAUAAAUUGAAAGAAGUUGUAAGCCGAAAUCGUUUAGCUGAGAUACCAUAUGAUGUCCAGUACUCUGACAUAGACUACAUGGAUGGAAAGAAGGAUUUCACUGUUGAUCAAGAUGCUUAUUCUGGUCUCUCAGAUUUUGUCAAGGAGUUACAUGACAAUGGUCAGAAAUAUCUCAUUAUUAUGAAUCCUGGCAUUGCCAAAGACUCUAGCUACGAGCCUUAUAAUAAUGGAAGCAUAAAGAGAGUGUGGAUCAUGGGGAACCAUGGCUCUGCUGUUGGGGAGGGAUAUCCAGGACCCACAGUCUUUCCUGAUUAUAGCAAUCCAGUGUGCACUGAGUGGUGGAUAUAUCAGGUCAUUAACUUUCAUAAUCGUCUGGAGUUUGAUGGAGUGUGGAUUGAAAUGAAUGAAGUAUCUAGCUUACAUCAAGCUUCUGAUCAGUGUGAAUCAAACACCUUGAACUUUCCUCCUUUUACUCCUAGAGUUCUGGACCGCUUACUAUUUGCAAGAACCCUCUGCAUGGACACGGAAUUUCAAGGGGGCCUUCACUAUGACUUCCACAGCUUGUAUGGCUACUUCAUGGCCAGAGCCACAGACUUAGCCCUGAAGAACAUCUUCACGGAUAAAAGGAGCUUCAUCUUAUCCCGUUCUACUUUCGCUGGAUCUGGCAAAUUUGCUGCUCACUGGUUGGGGGACAAUGCAGCCACAUGGGAUGACCUCCGAUGGUCUAUCUCCAGUAUCCUUGAGUUCAACGUGUUUGGCAUCCCCAUGGUAGGUGCCAACAUCUGUGGUUAUAACAACAAUGUCACAGAGGAGCUCUGCAGAAGGUGGAUGCAGCUUGGAGCAUUUUAUCCACUAUCAAGGAAUCACAAUGGGCCUGGGUUCAGGGACCAGGAUCCUGCUGCCUUUGGUGCUGACUCCCUGCUGCUGAAUUCCUCCAGACAUUAUCUGAACAUCCGCUACACCUUACUGCCCUAUCUCUACACCCUUUUCUACCGUGCGCACACCCGGGGAGACACGGUAGCAAGGCCCCUCGUACAUGAGUUCUACCAGGACUCAGCCACGUGGGAGUUGCAUGAGCAGUUCUUAUGGGGACCUGGACUCCUCAUCACACCUGUUUUAUAUGAAGGUGUGGACGAAGUGAAAGCAUAUAUACCUGAUGCCACCUGGUAUGACUAUGAGACAGGAGUGGCCAUCCCAUGGAGGAAGCAGUUUGUGAAUAUGCUCCUCCCAGGUGAUAAGAUAGGACUUCAUCUGCGAGGGGGCUACAUAUUUCCCACCCAGAAGCCAAACACAACCACAGAAGCCAGCAGGAGGAAUUCUCUGGGACUCAUCAUUGCCUUGGACUAUAAGAGAGAAGCAAACGGGGAGCUAUACUGGGAUGACGGUGUAUCUAAAGAUGCUGUAACUGGAAAGCAGUAUAUUCUAUAUGAUUUCUCUGUUGCCUCUAACCAUCUACAAGCAAAGAUUCUUUUUAAUAAUUAUACGGACACGUACAACCUAAUGUUUACAGAUAUCACAAUCUUGGGAAUGGACAAGCAGCCAGCUAAUUUUACUGUCUUAUUGAAUAAUAUUGCCACCUCCAGUCCAAGCAUUGUCUAUAGUGCUUCCACAAAGGUGGUAACCAUCACUGAUCUCCAAGGACUCGUACUGGGACAAGAAUUCUCUAUUAAGUGGAAUCUUCCUGUCGAUGACCUGGAGAAGUUCAACUGCUACCCUGAUGAUCCAACAGCCUCUGAGGAGAGUUGUAGGCAGCGGGGGUGUCUUUGGGAGCACACAUCUACUCCUGGCGUGCCCACCUGUUACUAUGACACCAUCCCUAAUUAUGUUGCCAGUGACAUUCAGUACCAGUACGCUGGCAUCACUGCAAACCUUUCCCUCCUGGUGGCCCCUGAAUUAGCACGAGCAGAGGAAUCUAGACAGACAGCACCAAUACCACCACUGCCAUCAAGGGAUGUGCCACCUCCCACUGCAGCAGCCGCAGCAGCUGCUGUUGCCGCCUCUGAUUCUCUCUCUGCAAAGAUCAGCUUCCUCCGCCUGAGCGUGAUCUAUCACACAGCAAACAUGCUGCAGGUCAAGAUCUAUGACCCAAAUAAUAAAAGAUAUGAGGUCCCAGUGCCACUGAACACCCCUCCCCAACCAGAUGAUGACCCUGAAAACCGUCUGUAUGAUGUCAGGAUUCAGAACAAUCCUUUUGGAAUCCAGAUUCAACGCAGAACCUCCAACACUGUAAUUUGGGAUUCUCAACUCCCCGGCUUCACCUUCAAUGACAUGUUUCUCUCCAUUUCUACACGUCUGCCCUCUCAGUACAUCUAUGGCUUUGGGGAAACUGAGCACACAGCUUUCAGAAGAGACAUGAACUGGAACACCUGGGGGAUGUUUGCUCGUGAUGAGCCACCUGCGAACAACAAGAAUUCCUAUGGUGUCCACCCUUACUACAUGGCACUGGAGGAGGAUGGCAGUGCCCAUGGAGUGCUCCUGCUAAAUAGCAAUGCCAUGGAUGUGACAUUACAGCCCACUCCUGCCUUGACAUACCGCACCACAGGAGGGAUUUUGGACUUUUACAUUGUUUUGGGGCCAACCCCUGAACUUGUAACUCAGCAGUACACAGAGUUGAUCGGUCGACCAGCAAUGAUUCCAUACUGGGCCUUGGGAUUCCAGCUGAGUCGCUAUGGAUACCAGAAUGAUGCUGAAAUCUCCAGUUUGUAUGAUGCAAUGGUGGCAGCCCAGAUUCCCUAUGACGUCCAGCAUGUAGACAUCGAUUACAUGGACCGGAAGCUGGAUUUCACCCUCAGUGCCAGCUUUCAAAACCUUAGUCUCCUGAUUGAGCAAAUGAAGAAAAAUGGCAUGAGAUUUAUUCUCAUUUUGGACCCAGCCAUUUCUGGUAAUGAGACCCAGUAUCUCCCAUUCAUUAGAGGACAGGAAAAUGACGUGUUCAUCAAAUGGCCUGACACCAAUGACAUUGUCUGGGGAAAGGUUUGGCCAGAUCUGCCUAACGUAAAUGUAGAUGGAUCCCUUGACCAUGAAACUCAGGUUAAGCGAUACAGGGCCUACGUUGCUUUUCCUGACUUCUUUCGUAAUAACACAGCUGCCUGGUGGAAGAACGAGAUAGAAGAGCUCUAUACAAACCCUCGAGAGCCAGAGAAGAGCUUAAAGUUUGAUGGAUUGUGGAUUGAUAUGAAUGAGCCAUCAAACUUUGUGGAUGGAUCCGUCUGGGGCUGCAGAAAUGAAAUGCUAAAUAACCCACCCUAUGUGCCAUAUUUGGAAUCUAGGGACAAGGGCCUGAGCAACAAGAGCCUGUGCAUGGAGAGUCAGCAGAUCCUCCCAGACGGCUCCCCCGUGCAGCACUACAACGUGCACAGCCUGUAUGGGUGGGCCCAGACCAGACCCACAUAUGAAGCUGUGCAGAAGGUGACAGGACAGCAAGGGGUUGUCAUCACCCGCUCCACAUUUCCCUCUUCUGGACGCUGGGGAGGACACUGGCUAGGAGACAACAGAGCUGCGUGGGACCAACUGGGGAACUCUAUCAUUGGCAUAAUGGAGUUCAGUCUCUUUGGAAUACCUUAUACAGGAGCAGAUAUCUGUGGGUUCUUUGGAGAUGCUGAAUAUGAGAUGUGUGUUCGCUGGAUGCAACUGGGGGCAUUUUAUCCAUUUUCCAGAAACCACAACAACAUCGGGUCAAGGAGACAAGAUCCUGUGGCCUGGAAUUCAACCUUUGAGAUGUUGUCCAGAAAAGUCCUGGAGACUAGAUAUACUCUGCUUCCUUAUCUCUAUACUCUGAUGCAUAAAGCUCACAUUGAGGGCAGCACUGUUGUCCGGCCCCUUCUCCAUGAGUUUACGGAUGAUAAGACAACAUGGGAUAUAGACCGUCAGUUCAUGUUGGGCCCUGCCAUCUUAAUCAGCCCUGUGUUGGAACGUAGCACAUUUGAGAUCUCUGCUUAUUUUCCCAAAGCGCUUUGGUAUGACUAUAGCACGGAAACUAGCAACAAAUCAAUAGGUGAGUGGAAAAUCCUGAAGGCUCCUCUUGACCACAUCAACCUUCACAUCAGAGGAGGCUACAUCCUGCCCUGGCAAGAGCCUGCAAUGAACACUCACUCCAGUCGACAAAAUUUUAUGGGAUUGAUUGUUGCUUUGGAUGACAAUGGGAAAGCUGAAGGCCAGAUGUUCUGGGAUGAUGGACAAAGCAUUGAUACUUAUGAAAAUGGAAAUUAUUUUUUGGCAAACUUUAUAGCAGCUCAGAACGUCUUGCAAAUCCAGACCAUACACAAUAAGUAUUUGAGUGACUCAAAUCCACUAAAAGUUGGAUAUAUUAGAAUCUGGGGUAUGAACUCUACCUAUGUGACACAAGUCAGUUUCACCUAUGACAACCAGCAAUUUAUGGAGAGAAAUUUCAAUAGCGACCCUUAUAAACAGACACUAACUAUUCAAUUGACUGACAAGAUCAUCAACCUGGAAAAGUUAACUGAGGUUACCUGGAUUUAUGGUGGUCCUGUCCUUCCUACUCCAACUAAGACAAGUACCAUCACGAUGAGUUCUCAUCCUUCUCCAUCUACUACUAAUGCUACCAGUUCUGAGACUAUCACUGGUUCUGCCAGUGCAAACACUACCACUGGCACUACUGCUACUGCUCCUAUCACAACCACCCCUUUUGCAACAAGUACUGUUGGUGUUACAACUAGUACUACUGUUCCCGCUACAACUUCUCCUUUCCCUACAAGUACUAUUAGUGCCAGCACUAAUGUUACUGCUCCUAUCACAACCACCCCUUUUGCAACAAGUACUGUUGGUUUUACAACUAGUACUACUGUUCCCGAUACAACUUCUCCUUUCCCUGUAAGUACUACUGGUGCCAGCACUGUUGCUAAUGUUCCUACCACAGCUAUACCUUUUGCAACAAGCACUAUUAGUGUUACAACUAAUACUACUAUUCCUAGUACAGCUGUCCUUUUCCCUACAAAUACUACUACUGGUAGCACUAAUACUACUCUUCCUAUAACAAUUACACCUUUUCCAACAAGUACUAUUAGUGUUACCACUAAUACUACUGCUCCUGAUACAAUUAUGCCUUUCCCUACAAAUACUACUACUGCUAGCACUAAUGCUUCUGUAUCUAUCACAGCCACACCUUUUUCAACAAGUACUAUUGGUGUUACAACUAGUACUACUGUUCCUAAUGCAACUGCUCCUUUCCCUACAAGUACUACUAGUGGUAGCACUAGUGUUGCUGUUCCUGUCACAACCAUACCUUUUGCAACAAGUACUAUUGGUGUUACAACUAGUACCACGCUUCCUGAUAUAACUACUCCUUUCCCUACAAGUACUACUAGUGCUAGCACUGUUGCUACUGUUCCUAUUACAACCACACCUUUCCCUACAAAUACUGCUGAUUCUAACAUUAGUAAUACUGUUUCUAAUGCCACUAUGCCUUCUUCUACAAGUAGUACCACUGUGAGUACUAUAGUUACUGUUUCCAUUUCAAUGACUCCUUCUCUGACCAGUACUGCUGAUGCCACCCUUAGUACUACUGUACUUAUUGCCACUACUCCUUCUCUAACAAGCACUACUGAUGUUAGCACUAAUACUACUAUUUAUAAUAUAAGUACUCCUUUUCAAACAAGUACUACUAAUGCUAGCACUACUACUAAUGUUGCUACUAUAACCACUACCUCUUAUACAAGUACUGAUGAUACUGUUCCAAUUACUGCUAUUCCUUCUCUUGCAAAUACUGGUGUUGAUACUACUAGUAAUAGUUUUUCUAUUAUGACCACUUCUUCCUCUGAAAGUACUAAUGCUACGAACACUAUUGUUAUGAUAACUACUUCUCCUACAAGUGCUGAUGUUGCUAGCACAAAUAAUGAAGCUUCUGUGACAAAUUCUCUUUUACUGACAAUGUCUGCUGGUAAUAGAACUAGUAAUAGUAUUUCCAUAUCAACUACUUCUUCUGGUAAUAUUGUUCCUAUUGUGACUACUCCUUCUCCAAGUACUGAUGCUACUAAUACAGGGAAAAAUACGACUCCUGGCAUAACUACUUAUUACCAAACUUCUCCCACCACUCCUACCCACAGUCUUACUUCUAUUCCUAGCUCUACUACUCCUAUUUCGAGCAUGUUUCUAACAAGUAAUACAUUCACUACUGAUAAAAUUACUAAUUUUGCUACCCCUACAAAUGCAAACACCAUUAUUUCCAACACUCUUGAUACAAAAAGUACCAUGAUAAUGGAUGCUACAGUUGCUACUACCAGCACCAAAGAUAAUACCAUGAGUCCAGAUACAACAGUUACUUCCACAGACAAAUUCACUACACACUUCACGCAGUUCACUGCUCCCCAUUCUGCUACUACUACAACUCUAGGCUUAAGCCACACAUCAUUAGCUCCUACAAAUCUUCCUAGUGUAGGCACCAUUGAUACUACUGCUGCCAGCACUACAGCCCCUAUAAUGGAUUUAGUUACUACAAAUAUUAUAACUAUCACCACAGAGGGAAACACAAAUACAACUACAGGAGUUGCUGCAGCUACUAUGAUGACAAAUACUACUUCUACAGAAACUACCACUGAGGUAAUUUCAACUCUACCUCAUAUAGGCACACCUGGUGCCAUCACCACAGAUGACAUGUCUCCAACGGCACUUGCCACAGAUACUGCCACUACCUAUCCUCCAGAUACCCCUAGUUAUGCUUCAAAUACCACCUCCACAGACACUGGAGAUGCUACUACACCAAAUACCACCAAUGCAAACAUUACCAGGAUAAUGCCAGGUGUUAUAGAUGUUGUAGGUACUCCCACGACUGUGAAUGUUAGCAUCACGACUAUUCCUAUUUUGAAUACUUUUUCUACUACUUCAGACACAAUAAUUACUAGUACUGAAGACUCUGCCACUUCCUCACAUAUAAACACUGCAGAUGUUACAUCUACUACUAAAACUACUGCAAGUGCCAUUACAGUACAUAGUACCACUAUAACUACACAUAUUUUCAACACAAAAACUACACAUUUAAUUACCAGUUCUGAUACAGCCUUUACAAACACUUACAUUUCAAGUACCACAGUUUUUCCCAUCACCAAUACUAUAAAUAGUACGGGUCAGGCAGUAAAUGUUACUGAUGCAGAUAACUCUAACAGUGUUACAGGUAACACGACACACAUUUCUGUUUCAAACAUCACAACAGCCUCAGACACAAUAACAGCUACUGGUCUAGAUUUAGAAACUUCCCAUAUGGUAACAACAAAUUCUACUACUGGGGAGUAGUGGCUAGUUAUUUACCUAUUACUGCAACUAGUGCUACCACAGAUACUACAAAUAUUACCAAAUAUGCUUUAAAUAUUGCCACUCCUAAUAGCACAAUACAUACCUCUACUACUGCACCUACUUAUAUUGCAGAUGCCAUAAAUGCUACUCUAGUUCCAUGAUUACUACUCAAGGCAAGACAGUUACCUCAGAUAACCCCUUCAGACAACUAUUACAGAUAUAGAAAGUCAGUUAUGAGAUACUCUAUUUUAUGCUACUUAAGUUUCCACAAAUGUUAGUACUCUAGCCACAAAAGACACAGCUACUCCAAACACUGUCAUCAUUGCAGACAUGUUGAGGAAGGCUUACAAUCCUUACAGCUUUCACCAAAGAAACUGUGGGUACUUAUUUUGCAGCCAUAAUAUGUACUCUUUUUCUUUUAAAUUAUAGUUAUUAUUUUUAUAACCCCAUCAAUUAAACGACAGAUGUUUUUUAUGUCCUAUAUAUCCUUGCUGUAGAUUUCACGGGUAAUUUUGGAUCUCAGAUAACACCACAUUAGGCUCUAUAAAUACCAUUGUCUUAGAUGUAGUUAUUAAAAUAGUUCAACUUGUUUCUUGAGUCACAUGACAUAAUGCCAUAACUGAGAGCACUGGUGAUACUCCCGGUACUCAAAUGGCUUCUAUACCAAGAGUUAUUAAUAUUACAAUAGAGUAUGUAAUUAGUCAUGUUAAAAAAUGCACUUUAUUCUCCUAUGAACUUUUCCAAAUGGCAUAGCUACCAAUAGAGUCAUUUGCAUUACACAUACUAGUAGUAUUAUUGCUUCUGAAGAGUUCCUAACCAUAGCUACAGAUAUGGAAAAUGCUACCAUUGAAGGUCUUGUAUAACCUUACUUCAGGCAUUGAAAUAAUCUUAAAUUAUAAAUAUUAUCUAUUGGUUUUACUAUCAUAGAAAAUAAACUGAUUAUAUAUCCUAAAAACAUAAAUUCCUGAACUUUGCAACCAUUAUUUUAUAGGUACUACUAAUACUCUUACUAUAGAUUUUUUAAGUACUUUCACUUAUAGACAGUAUUCUCAAAAUUAUAAUCAAUCUAAAUUAUGAGAUAGUCUUAAAGCCUCACUGUUACCACCAGUGACUGGCUCUGACUCUAGUAUAAAUCAGAAAUUAUCCAGAUAGAGGUGAGAAUGUAAAUAUAUGGCAUAAGGAAGACAGCCUCUGCACUGAAAUCACAGUUCAUAAUCUUAUUUGUGUUUUCUUCUUUUCAUACAAGCUUUUCCCUUAUAAUUUCACUGUCCAGACUCUCCUUCAUUAUGUUAGGGUUAUCAGUCUGUUCCUGAUCUUUUAGAUCCAAAUUCAUCAUUUAUCCUUGAUCUAGUCUUUUCUUAGGUCACUCAGACCCCCAGGAGUAGACCCAUGGUUAUUACCAAAUCUGACCAGUUGGGUACUUUGAAGGGUUAAUGUUGGGACAGUAUUCUCAAAGUUUAGUUCAUGGAUCCAUGGGGUGCCACAAGUUCUUAAAAUCUACUUUCAUAAUGCUUCUAAGUUACCUGUUUUUUCAGUCUCAUUGUCUCAUUAGUAUAUAGUGGCAUUGUCCAGAGACUCUAUGCUGUAUUGUGUCACAAUAGAUGAAUAUAGAAACAGAAAAAACAAUCUAGCUGUCUUCUAUUAAGCUAGAUAUUAAACAGAUUUAUAAAAUGUAAAAUAAUGCCAUUCUUCUUACUAAUUUUUUUUUUGCUUUGGAAAAUAUAGUUAGUUUUCAUUAAAAACAUAUUUUUUGUUAUCACAAAGUGAAUGUUAUUUUUUAUGAAUG
Molecule: messenger RNA, 11477 nt
Organism: Callithrix jacchus (white-tufted-ear marmoset)
Lineage: Eukaryota; Metazoa; Chordata; Mammalia; Primates; Cebidae
Gene: MGAM2
Product: maltase-glucoamylase 2 (putative)
Biological process (GO): carbohydrate metabolic process
Molecular function (GO): carbohydrate binding; alpha-1,4-glucosidase activity
Source: RefSeq, a predicted model, not a curated record